GCUCAUGCUUCUCCAAGUGCAAAGAAGAACGCUUCUCCUCUCUCUCCGAGAACUCCAUCGUCCUGACGCCACCGCGUCCUCGCCCUUCGAGCUGCCUCACCUCAGCUUUCCCGCCCUCAGCGGCUGCACGAGAGACCCGCCGCAGAGGGCGGGUGCGCGGAGGAAUCCACCGGCUUUUGCGAACGGCACACCCCCUUGUUUUCAUUGGGUAGCCUCAUCUUUUCUCCGCCCCCAAGAUUUUUGCUUCCUCAACGAUUGGACACGAACACUGUCCAUCCCAACUCUCAGGCACCGCCCCUUUCAAGCUAGCCUUUACAACCUUUUUGGUAUUUUUCCAUCUAGCUCACUCCUCACCGAUUCCCUUUAUCGGUGGGAUUGAGUGCACCUGGCAGUGGCUGGAGCCUUGGAGGAACCAGUCCCUCCUCCUUCUUCAACGCCACUCACUGGGCGCCGCCUCCGCACCUCCCAAGCUCUGCACUCCCUCGCAGAACUACCCCCACCUGGUCCACGAUUCCUCCGCCCCUCCCUCCAGCCACCGCUCAGACGCCCUGGGCGCUCUAGCCGAGCCGGCGGCGGUCUAGGGGGAUGCGCUCUAUGAAAGCUCUGCAGAAUGCACUGAGCCGGGCCGGCAGUCACUGCCGGCAGAGAGGCUGGGGUCACCUGAGCCGGAGCCCUCUCCUUGGCGGGGGCGUCCGGCACCACCUCAGUGAGGCCGCGGCGCAGGGCAGGGAGACUCCGCACAGCCACCAGCCGCUGCACCAGGAUCAUGAUCCGUCAGAAAGUGGCAUGCUGUCCCGCCUGGGUGAUCUUCUCUUCUACACAGUUGCUGAGGGACAGGAACGAAUCCCUAUCCACAAGUUCACUACUGCACUGAAGGCUACCGGACUGCAGACGUCAGAUCCCAGGCUCCGGGACUGCAUGAGCCAGAUGCGCCGCAGGGUUCGAGAGUCCAGCAGUGGUGGCCUCUUGGACCGAGAUCUCUUCCGAAAGUGUGUGAGCAGCAACAUUGUGCUCCUGACCCAGGCAUUCCGAAAGAAGUUUGUCAUUCCUGAUUUUGAGGAGUUCACGAGCCACGUGGACCGCAUUUUUGAGGAUGCCAAAGAGCUCACAGGAGGCAAAGUGGCGGCCUACAUCCCUCAGCUGGCCAAGUCAAAUCCAGACCUGUGGGGUGUCUCCCUGUGCACUGUGGAUGGUCAGCGGCACUCGGUGGGCAACACAAAGAUCCCCUUCUGCCUGCAGUCCUGUGUGAAGCCCCUCACCUAUGCCAUUUCCAUAAGCACCCUAGGCACUGACUACGUGCACAAGUUCGUGGGCAAGGAGCCCAGCGGCCUGCGCUACAACAAACUCUCCCUCAAUGAGGAAGGAAUCCCCCACAACCCCAUGGUCAACGCUGGUGCCAUUGUUGUGAGCUCCCUGAUCAAGAUGGACUGUAAUAAAGCAGAGAAGUUUGAUUUUGUCUUGCAAUAUCUGAACAAAAUGGCUGGGAAUGAAUACAUGGGUUUCAGCAAUGCCACAUUCCAGUCAGAGAAGGAAACAGGGGAUCGGAAUUAUGCCAUCGGCUAUUAUCUGAAGGAAAAGAAGUGCUUUCCCAAAGGGGUGGACAUGAUGGCUGCCCUCGAUCUCUACUUCCAGCUGUGCUCCGUGGAGGUGACCUGCGAAUCAGGCAGUGUCAUGGCAGCCACUCUGGCCAACGGCGGGAUCUGCCCCAUCACGGGUGAGAGCGUGCUGAGCGCUGAAGCAGUGCGCAACACCCUCAGCCUCAUGCACUCCUGCGGCAUGUACGACUUCUCGGGGCAGUUUGCCUUUCACGUGGGCCUGCCAGCCAAGUCGGCCGUGUCAGGAGCCAUCCUCCUGGUGGUGCCCAAUGUCAUGGGAAUGAUGUGUCUGUCGCCUCCCCUGGACAAGCUGGGGAACAGUUACAGGGGUGUCAGCUUCUGCCAGAAGCUGGUGUCUCUCUUCAAUUUCCACAACUAUGACAACCUGAGGCACUGCACACGGAAAUUAGACCCACGGCGUGAAGGGGGAGAAAUUAGGAACAAGACUGUGGUGAACCUGUUAUUUGCUGCCUAUAGUGGAGAUGUCUCAGCUCUUCGAAGGUUUGCCUUGUCAGCCAUGGACAUGGAACAGAAAGACUAUGACUCCCGCACAGCUCUGCAUGUUGCUGCAGCUGAAGGACACACUGAUGUUGUUAAAUUCCUGAUUGAAGCUUGCAAAGUGAAUCCAUUUGUCAAGGACAGGUGGGGCAACAUUCCCAUGGAUGAUGCUGUGCAGUUCAACCACCUGGAGGUGGUGAAACUGCUACAAGAUUACCAGGACUCAUACACCCCAUCCGAGACUCAGGCUGAAGCAGCAGCUGAGGCCUUGUCCAAAGAGAACUUGGAGAGCAUGGUGUGAGCAUGGGGCAUGCAUGGUCCCUGCACAAAAACAAGCACCAACUGACCACACACUUAACACAUAACCACCAAAUGCUACAGAGAGCUGUGCUGCUUCAGUGAGGACCAAGACUUAGGCCAGUGCUUUCUGAGAGUCAAAAUACCCCAUUCCCUUGGCAGACAGAGCUUAGAGAAGUGCCUUUGUGGACACCUGAUGUAGAAUUAUCCAUGGAGACUGUGGGCUUCUUCAAGGGACAAGCCAAUAGCUUAGCCCACUCUGAAUCAUUCCAGGUCUUUACCCAGGUCCCCUCCUCUGAGAGACAGAAGAGGGAGGGAGGGAGGGAGAGGGGCAGGCUUUAGUAGUCUGGAGAGAUGUGCCCUCCUUAGCUAGGAAAUGCUGCUGCUACCACUAAGAGCAAUUUUAUAGACAGAGAAAGUAUUUUGUGCUCAAAUAAACUUUAAUUACACAAAUCA
Messenger RNA from Sus scrofa (pig), 2846 nucleotides. RefSeq names its product glutaminase 2 (gene GLS2). Gene Ontology annotation, molecular function: glutaminase activity; protein binding. The record is from RefSeq and is a predicted model, not a curated record. NCBI's taxonomy places the organism in Eukaryota, Metazoa, Chordata, Mammalia, Artiodactyla, Suidae. Gene Ontology annotation, biological process: L-glutamine catabolic process.